This is a messenger RNA of Clupea harengus (Atlantic herring), 2019 nucleotides long. RefSeq names its product E3 ubiquitin-protein ligase RNF13-like (gene rnf13). NCBI's taxonomy places the organism in Eukaryota, Metazoa, Chordata, Actinopteri, Clupeiformes, Clupeidae. The transcript is spliced from 2 exons. The record is from RefSeq and is a predicted model, not a curated record. The coding region runs from base 16 to 708 and encodes 230 amino acids.
CACUGUGUUCUCUCCAUGUGUGUAUUCAUAUCCAGAACACGUUGUUAUGAAACGUCUCGUUUGACUUGCCUCAGUCUGCAGAGAAGAGGCGGGUCAGGAGUGAGAGUCGGCCAUGAGCGAGGCUCUCUCUGGGAGAGGGAGAGCUUUGCUGUGUGCACUUACCUGUUCCUAUUUGUUCCCUCUGCCACUGCUGUUGUUUAUGUUUGUUGUUGUUGUUGCUGUUUUGACUCAGGUGACUCCUAUGACGUGUGUGCCAUCUGUCUGGACGAGUACGAGGAGGGUGAUAAGCUCCGGGUCCUGCCCUGCUCACAUGCUUACCACUGCAAGUGUGUGGACCCCUGGCUGACCAAGACCAAAAAGACCUGCCCGGUGUGCAAGCAGAAGGUGGUCCCGUCGCAGGGCGACUCGGACUCGGACUCCGACUCGGGCGAGAGCAGCCGCGAGGAGAACGAGGACGCGUCUGAGAGCACGCCGCUGCUGCGCUCGCUGGCCUCCACCAGCGCCCACUCCUUCGGCACCAUGAGUGGUUCGCCCUCGCCGCAGGGCCACGGCAACGAGUCCUCCGACUACGAGGACGAGGACGAGGACGACAUGGACACCAGCGACGACAGCGAGGAGGUCACCAUAGAGGCGGUGGUGGUGCAGCAGCUUCAGCAGUCGCCACGGCCAGACAAGGACGACGAGGAAAAGGGGCAUCUGCUAGUCUGAGAGGCCAUGCUCAGUCACAUCACGCAACUCCCACAACACACUGCACCCAAUUUGUCCAUACAACCAUUCAGGGGUACCAACAGCUCUAUAUUAAGAAUGUGUGUGGGAGUGUGUAUCUGUGUGAUCUAUACCCUCUCUUUAUUUUUGUCCCCCCCUAUCUCAGUAAAAUGCACAGAUCACAAAACUCACACAUUUUCUUCAUCAUGGUUGCUAUAAAAGAAUAAAGCAUUCGAAAGGGCAGGAGGAAAUGUAUCGCAUAAAUAAAAGAGGGACUGGUAUUAAGAAUACUGUAUUUUGCAUAAUGGGUGAUUAAGUAGCCUGGGAUUCAUUUCACACUGGAGAUAGGUUUGAGGAUUCCCAAUGUUCAAAGGAAUUAUACACUCAUCACUGUUGAGGAAUGGGUGGGUUUGUGUGUGUUGAAAGUGCUUGUAUAUAUAUACUGUGUAAUGUAUAGCUAACCACACAAACUACAUCAUUUAAACAGAACAAAAGACAGUUGAUUUGACUUCCUAGCUGGUUAUACAUGUUUUUCCAGCAGGUACUGUCGGGGAUGUAGGGUGGGAGGGCUCAUCUUCUAUACUGUACAUACACUCGCUGUAUAGAAUGCUCCUAAUCAACUUGACUAUGCAGUUCCCUUUUGUAAAAUCUAAAUAUUUUUCCCUCCUGAAAAGAAAGUGAUAUAUUGGGAACUUUUUUUGUCAAUAUAUUUCUUAACUGAGAUUGAGGAGUGCAGAGCCUCUUCUAUAGGAAUGUAAUCUGCUUUUAAAGCAAGUGCUAAAUGUUUGUCCACAUAAAAAAAAAUUUAGAAAGAAGCCAAACCGGUCUUUGAGAUGCAUCCAACCGCAGAAAGAAAGCAAAGGAGAUGCGGGGUGGGGGCUUCGUUUUCCAUGUGUUGUCAUAGGUAGUCUGGGAUUUAAGAUGUCAGACAUGGAAGGCUGGAAAAAGAAAUUGCUUGAACUACUCUUACAUUUCAUAGCACGCACCCACUGUCUAGAUCUUAGUAAGUCGCCUAACUCUGAAAAGGACAACUCUCUCUUUCCUCAAUAUUUCAGUGUCGUUCAAGGAGAGAUUACCAUGUGUUUUGUUCACCUCAUAUCAUUUAGUACUGUAAGUAGUAAGUAUAUACUACCGGUGAAGUUCAUUUUGUUUUUUUGUUUUUCUCUUGCUAACAUGACUUGAACUGUUACAGUACAUGUUGAAUAAGUCUGGUUGCCUUCUGAGAUGUAUAAGCGUUAAAAUUGUCUGGUUAUGCUCACACUUUGUAUUCAAAUUUCAUUUCACUUCAUGAAUAAAACGUUUUUGUUCAAAGUA